Messenger RNA from Syngnathus acus (greater pipefish), 1551 nucleotides. RefSeq names its product creatine kinase, muscle b (gene ckmb). Gene Ontology annotation, molecular function: creatine kinase activity. Lineage: Eukaryota; Metazoa; Chordata; Actinopteri; Syngnathiformes; Syngnathidae. Gene Ontology annotation, biological process: phosphocreatine biosynthetic process. The record is from RefSeq and is a predicted model, not a curated record. The transcript is spliced from 9 exons. The coding region runs from base 179 to 1321 and encodes 380 amino acids.
CAAUCACACCAGGGCGGGCCGAGUCCUCCCAACCAUUCGGGGUAGAGGUGGCGCUAUAAAAGUCAUCGUCCAACACCUGGCACACUUGGGCAACCCCUUCAUUUGGUGGACAGGAUCUGAUCCCGGGAUCUGUUACCUCUUUCUUUCUCCCUGAGCAGUCGAAGCAGGAGUCGCAGCCAUGGCCAAGAAUUGUCACAAUGACUACAAGAUGAAGUUCUCGGUGGACGAUGAGUUCCCCGAUUUGUCCCAGCAUAAUAACCAUAUGGCCAAGGUGCUGACCAAGGAAAUCUAUGGUAAGCUGAGGAGCAAGUCCACCCCCAGCGGCUUUACUUUGGAUGACGUCACCCAGACCGGAGUGGACAACCCCGGCCACCCCUUCAUCAUGACCGUGGGCUGCGUGGCCGGUGACGAGGAGUCCUAUGAGGUCUUCAAGGACCUGCUGGACCCCGUCAUCUCCGACCGUCACAAUGGAUACGGACCCAACGACAAGCACAAGACUGACCUGAACUUCCAGAACCUGAAGGGCGGAGAUGACCUGGACCCCAACUACGUUCUGUCCAGCCGUGUGCGUACCGGCCGUAGCAUCAAGGGCUUCACCCUGCCGCCACACAACAGCCGUGGAGAGCGCAGAACCAUCGAGAAGCUGUCCAUUGAGGCCUUGGCCAGCCUGGAGGGCGAGUUCAAGGGCAAGUACUACCCCCUGGACGGCAUGACGGAUGCCGAGCAGGAGCAGCUGAUUGCUGACCACUUCCUGUUUGACAAGCCUGUGUCCCCACUGCUGACAUGCUCCGGCAUGGCCCGUGACUGGCCCGAUGGCAGGGGUAUCUGGCACAACGACAACAAGACUUUCUUGGUGUGGGUGAAUGAGGAGGAUCACCUGCGUGUCAUCUCCAUGCAGAAGGGCGGCAACAUGAAGGAGGUGUUCAAACGCUUCUGUGUGGGUCUGCAGAAGAUCGAGGAGAUUUUCAAGAAGCACAACCACGGAUUCAUGUGGAACGAGCAUCUGGGCUACAUCCUCACUUGCCCGUCCAAUCUGGGCACCGGCCUGCGUGGUGGCGUCCACGUCAAGCUCUCCAAGCUCAGCACUCACCCCAAGUUUGAGGAGAUCCUCACCAGACUGCGCCUGCAGAAACGUGGCACAGGUGGCGUGGACACAGCCUCAGUGGGUGGCACUUUCGACAUCUCCAACGCCGACCGUCUUGGCUCCUCCGAGGUGUACCAGGUUCAGCUGGUGGUGGAUGGCGUCAAGCUGAUGGUGGAGAUGGAGAAGAAGCUGGAGAAGGGCGAGUCCAUUGACGGCAUGAUUCCCGCCCAGAAGUAAACGAAAAGACCAACAACCACCACGGUGACCAUGACUGUGUUGUUGCUGUUUUUUUAUAUACGUAUAUAAAUAUCAAAACCAAAACAAAGCCUGGUUGUUCUUUGAGAACAUCACUAUCUUCCUUUUUCUUUAUUUUCCCUUUUUUCUCCUCUGUAACAUCCUGGGAUCAAUCCUCUCUACUUCCCUGGUUGCAAAUUAGAACGGGACAAAUAAAGCCCCAUUUAAAACAA